Thermothelomyces thermophilus ATCC 42464 is the source of this 2652-nucleotide messenger RNA. Its product is annotated as TAF5-like protein. Gene Ontology annotation, cellular component: transcription factor TFIID complex. The record is from RefSeq and is a predicted model, not a curated record. NCBI's taxonomy places the organism in Eukaryota, Fungi, Ascomycota, Sordariomycetes, Sordariales, Chaetomiaceae. Gene Ontology annotation, molecular function: protein binding; RNA polymerase II general transcription initiation factor activity. The transcript is spliced from 3 exons. Bases 101 to 2356 code for a protein of 751 amino acids. Gene Ontology annotation, biological process: transcription initiation at RNA polymerase II promoter.
CGGCAGGGCUGCGGUCAGAUUCGGAUUUUGCCUAUCCCAACGUCAACCCCUCUUCAUUCCCUUGCAGCAUCACUUCCGCCAACAUCGGCCAGCUUUCGUCAUGGCCCCUCCCAAGCCGCGGCCUCUGCCGCUCGCUCCUACUCAGCUGCCGCACAACGCCAUUGUGGACUAUGGCUCACAGAUUGCCCUCCAGGUCACCGACUACCUGAAGAAGAAAGGUUUUACCAAAACCGAGGCUGUUUUCCGUCAAGAGACGGCCUAUCUCGGCCCCGAUGGGAGGCCUGCGCAGCGAAGCGAGGACCCGGGCCCGAAGAGAUACCUUAAAGCCUUUGUGUUGUUGAGGAAUUGGAUUGAGAACAAUCUUGAGAUUUACAAGUUUGAGCUCAGGAAGCUUCUCUGGCCCGUCUUCAUCUACUCCUACCUGGAACUUGUCGCCCAAGGUUACACUGAUGAAGCGCAACACCUGCUGGAAACCCUACGGCCGCAGUUUGAAGCCGUACACCACGAGACCUUAGCGCUCCUGGCUACGGUCACGCUGCCUCAGCACGUCAACGAAAACGAGACGACCAGGCUCUACCGCGAGAACAAGUACCGCAUUCCGCUGAAUCAGUCGCUCUCCGGCAACCUCUUCCACUUUCUAGAACGCGAGGCGGACGAGGGCGGAGCGACGAUCACUUACAUUCUCCAAACCCACUGCAGUGUUGAAACGAGCGCCCGCGGGCCAAUCGAACCAUACAGUUUCGAAGCCAUCUACCGCCGUGCCCAGAACCUUGACCUCGACGAGGUCGACGCUCAGGAGGGCAUUCCAGGCGUCUUCACCGGUGUCUCCAACCGUGAUGUCCUGGACACCAGUGCCAAGCUCAAGCUCGGCCCGAUGCCGUUGGAGCCCGAGUUGAGGGACGAUGUCCGGGCCGAGCUCGAAGAAGAAGACCAGCGGCAUCCACCGGCCGACGGCCGACCUACGCUGGUCGAAGAAUUCGACAAGCGCAUCAAGCGCGAGGAGAGCGCAGACGCGCCUUCUCGAGCGGACCUGCCCCUUCCUCCCUCGCGUGCUAGGGAUGUGGUGAUGGAGAUGCAGAAGGUGCGCGAGAACCGCGACCGGUUCCGGAUUGAGGGUCGCACGGGUGGCAUUGGCAUCCCAGUCUCGGCAUGCAUGUUUACUUUCCACAACACUUUGGGGAGCGUUUCUUGCAUGGACUUCUCCAACGACCACCAGCUCGUGGCUGUCGGCACGAUGGACUCAUACAUCCGCGUGUGGUCUCUGGACGGCAAGCCGCUGCCGAGCAGCCUCGAGAACGAGAAAGACCUCAAGGUCAACAACCGCAAACUCAUUGGGCACUCCGGGCCUGUCUACGGGGUGUCGUUCUCGGAUUCCAUCGCGAACCUCAAGCGGAACAUUUACGGUGAAAACGACGAGAAGAAGCCGGAUACGAGCACCAAGCUGCUCCUCUCAUGUUCGGCGGACGGCCAAGUCCGCCUCUGGUCUCUGGAAGUGUGGGCAUGCCUAUGCAUCUACAAGUCGCACCUCGGUCCGGUAUUCCGCGUUCUGUGGAGCCCCCACGGCCACUACUUCGCCACGGCUGGAUGGGACAAGACCGUCCGCGUCUUCUCCCAGGACCACGCGUCGGCGCAGCGCCUCAUGGUCGGCCACGACACCAGCAUUUCGGCGCUGGCGUGGCAUCCCAACGGCACCUAUGUGUUCUCCGCCUCGGACGAGAUGGACAAGACGAUUCGCAUGUGGUCCGUCACCACCGGCAAUUGCGUGCGUGUGUUCACCGGCCACACCCACUACAUAAGCGCCCUUCAGUGCGCCCACAAUGGUACGAUAUUAGCCAGCGCCGAUGCUGGAGGGAACAUCAUGCUCUGGGACAUCGACAAGGGCACGCGCAUCAAACAAUGCCGCGGCCACGGCAAGGGAGGGAUCCCGUCACUCAGCUUCAGCGCCGAGUCGAACGUCCUUGUGUCAGGCGGCCUAGAUGGUACUGUCCGCGUCUGGGACGUCGAGCUGCCCGCGGACCCCAACAAGGCCAAUCCUCUCACGGGUGGAACAAGCCAGCCGGCCGCUCAGGCGGACGGGACGGUGACGGGCGACACCAUCGCUGUCGGCGGUUCCUCGGAUGGCCGCAGCAUCACGGUGGGCGGCCAGGCAGCACCUGCGGCCAGCGCGAGCACAUCCGGGGGAGGAGUUGGCACUGGCGGAGGCGGCGGGGGAGGUGGUAAGAAGAAAGGCAAGGAGGUUCAAAUAACACCGGACCAGAUCAGUGCUUUUGCGACCAAGAAGACGCCGGUCAUGAAGGUGCAGUUCACACGCAUGAACCUAAUUGUGGCUGGUGGCUGCUAUGACCCCGAACGGUAGGACGACGAGGAAUAGGCAGCUACGGUUGCCCGCAAAUUGGAACAAGGCUGCGAGCGGGCAUUCAAGGAUCGGAGAGGUUGGCUUGGUUUUUAUUUUAUUUUAUUUUUUUUUUUUUUUUGACCGGGGAGGCUGUGAAAUGGAGCCCGGAGUUCUUGGGAACAUACCUAUAGGUACAGUAAGGUGCAAGGGAUUAGAUAUCCAUGGUCACUGCGUUGAUUCAGUCGUGGGAAAAAUUCAGGCAAUUGAUCAGUGAUGGCAGUUUUCAUUCCACAUAUUGAUUCGGAGAUGAUUCCACG